Molecule: messenger RNA, 7991 nt
Organism: Ornithodoros turicata
Lineage: Eukaryota; Metazoa; Arthropoda; Arachnida; Ixodida; Argasidae
Gene: Mgtor
Product: nucleoprotein TPR-like
Exons: 51
Coding region: 40-7557 (2505 amino acids)
Biological process (GO): regulation of mitotic spindle assembly; protein import into nucleus; mRNA export from nucleus
Cellular component (GO): nuclear pore
Molecular function (GO): structural constituent of nuclear pore
Source: RefSeq, a predicted model, not a curated record
AAUAGAAAGUGUUUUGGCCUUUGGGGCACGCAGCGUACGAUGUCGAGCUUACCAAACUUGAGUGCCCUCGAACUUCGGAUACUCGAGAGGACACGACAGCUAGGCUUUUGUUCGUACGAUAGUACGCCGGAGAUGCAGCAAAACACUAUGCCAUCCGAAGAGUCGUCCGAAGAGUCCGAAGCGACGUCGACGGAGGACGAAUUGCCGCCAUCGCCGUCACCUGACGGCGUGGGAAACCGUUUCUGCCGUCUCUGCGGUUCCAGCAGCCAAGAUCAAAGCCGAGACUGGCCGAGAGCAGGACAAAUUAAACUCCGAUGCGCCGGCAUGGCAGCGACCAUGGCGGGUGUUCGGUUGUUGGAUCAAAUUUUAGCGGCAGAAGAGACGGCAAGCUUUUCUGACACCGUUAAAAGAAAACUCGAAGACCACCUGGCCAUUACUUCCAAGGUAGCGGACGCCCUACGCGACGAAAAUGCGGAACUAUCAGCGCGUUGCAAUCAGUUGGUGUUUGAGCUGGAAACAGUGGGUUCGGAAGGCCAGCAGAAGCUCAGUGCCUCAGAGCAGAACUGUGAACAGCUCAAGUUACAGGUCGCAGAUUUGCAGGACAAGUUACGCAUUUGUCAAAAUGAUCUCCAGAUCUCAAAGUCCAGUCUGGCAACGAAGAGCUGUGACCUGGACAUUAUGAAGAAGAACCUGGAUCAGUUGUCGUCCGAAAGGGCAGAGCUGCUUGCUAGUCUGGAGAAGCGUCAAAAGGAGAUUGACAAGCUUAAUGAGGACGUGACACGACUCUCGGAUGAGCUAGUCUCCAAUCAACAGAAACAUCACGAGGUUGUCGUGGCUUUGGAAGAGAUCCGUGUACGAGAGAUGACACUCGAGCACAAUGAGAGUCGCCUCAGCCAGGAGAAAACACUGCUUCAGAAACAAGUGGCGGACUUGAUGGAAGACCUUCACGAACGAGUCCAGGAGGUUGCCAACCUCCGCAGGGAAAAGACCGUCAUCUCUUGCGACCUCCGCACGGAGCUGGAUAGCCACAAGGAGAUGGUCCGAGUACUGGAGACUCAGCUGGAAUCGUGGAAAACAUCGGCCAUGGACAAAGAGCAGCGUGCGGAGUCACUUGCACAGCGCCUGAAAGAAGCCAAAGAGUCGCACGCAAACCUGGAGGAGCAUUUUCAAAAGGAACUGAGAGCGCAGACAAAGCUCACGCAACUUUACAAGCAUUCGGAUGAAAACUCCAAGGCCAGAGUGCAGGAACUUGUAACUGCAGUGGAGGAGAUGCAGGGUCUCCUCAUGGAGGCCCAAGCCUCAGGGAAGGAACUGGAGAAUACACUGAAUGAAUCUCAGGGCCAGGCUCAGCUGGUCAUCUCUGAGAAAGAAGCUGAAAUUGGCAAGCUCAAGGAGUCUCUGGAAUCUCUGUCCAAGAUGAUACAGGAGAGAACAUUCAGCACGGACGAGUUGGAGCGCAUGUUUCCCACCGCGGCUGCGACGAGCCGGAAGCUGAAGUCUGGCCCGUCUCUGACAGAGUUGAUGCACGAACAUUAUCAGCAACGAGAGGAACUGGUGAAGGUGAAGGGAGAACGGGAUUCACUUAAGCUUCACCUGGAUGAAGUGGCGCAGGAGGUGACGCGCAAGGCACCUAUAUACUGUCGCCUCAAGGAAGAAUACCAGAAUGCCCUGGAAAGCAUGGCGUGCAUGCGAGAACAGCAGACGGGACUAUUGGUGGACAUGGAGACGCUGGUGAGGGAAAGGGACGAUGCCAGGCGUGUCCUCUCCCAUGCGGAACGUGACGCUAAGCGCUGGAAGCAGCAGUGCGAUGACCUUGCGCUACAGGUGCGUCACCUGCUUCGUGAAGUUGAAGACGCACGUCAACGUUACGCGCCUCGUCCAGCUCCCGUGGAAGAUGUCUCCUCUUCAGACGACGCUCCAUUGAGAGCGUCGGACCUCAUAACGCAGCGACUAGUUUCCUUCCGUGACAUCGACGAACUUCAACAGAGGAACAUGGACCUCUUGGCAGUCGUCCGCGACCUCAGCGAGAAGCAGGAAGAGGAAGAGAAAGACACAAACGAGGAGCGAAACAGAGAAAUGCGCACCAAACUUGAAGCUGCAAUGUCCCAGCUUCAGACACUGGAAGAUGAGCGCAGACAUCAGGCAACAAUAGUGGCAGCGCUUGCUAAGCAGAGGGACACUUACAAGGCCAUUUUGACUCAGAAGAACAUAGACGUUCCACAGAUGGCUUCCAACGGUACCCAAAUGUUUGAGCCCCCCGUGACGUCGACGCCUGCUGUGCCGAGGCUCAUGAUUGCUUCUCCGGCUGAGAAAUCGGUGUUGGAGCAGAGCGCCGCGGAAGCACGGAAAAAACUCCACGAACUACAGCAGGAGUUCGACAGCUACAAGAAGGAGAUGCAGGAGAACAACAAGCUGCUAUCGGAACAACUGGAAACUCACCGCAAUGAAGCGUCGCAGCUACGAGUCCGUGCAGCUCGGCUGCAGGCGGAGCUCGAUUUCUCGCAGGAACGUCAGGCACUCACCCAGACCAACCUGGAGAGCUUCCGCAAAGAAGCCGCCACCUUUCGUGAGCACAACGUGCAGCUGAGCAAUUCGGUCGUUCAGCAUCAGCAGACGUUGACUACCAUAAGACAGGAGCUGCAGACGGCUCAGGAACGACUGUCGCAGGCAGAAGCGUCGCUCGAAGGCGCCCGUGCCGAGCGAGACCUCCUGCGCUCGAGAGAAAAUCGCCUACUGCAGGAGCAGGAAGCCAUGCGUCGAGAGAAAGCCUCCAGCGAACGUAUCCUCGCAAACCUGCAGAUGGUGCAGACAAACCUGGAGCGGCUCGACUCGGAGACGCGCAGCACGGCACAGAGCAAACUGCAGAAGUUGGAGCUUCAGUGCGAGUCGCUCAACUCUCAGCUGCGAGCUCAGGUGGACCAGCAGAAGGCGCUGACCGCUACCUGGGAGAAACAGCUGGCGGACGAAAAGGCGCGUACCGAGCAGGCCAUCCAGCAGGCGCAGAAGACGAAUGAUGAUCUGGUUGAGGCCUACGCUCAGUUACACGAGACACGACAGCAGAUAUUGGCACUGGAGUCAAAGACACAAGGACGUGCUGAAGGCCAAGGUUCCGGGGACGUCCUGUCGAUUAACUGCCUUCUGAAAAAAACGCAAGACCAAUUGAAGGAGACCCAAGAACGCCUGGCGCUGACGCAGAGCAACAUGGAAUCUUACAAGAAGAUGCUCGAAGAUGUUGAGGGACGACUGUCAGAGCAAGGAGCAAGCAACGAGGACUACAAGCAAACUAUGGAACGGGCUCUGCAAGAAGCUGCAGAAGCACGUGCCUCACUCGAGUCAAAGGUCGCUGAGUUGGAAGCCGAGAGAAAUGACCUGAUCAAAGCCAGCGUGGAAGAGGCCAAAGUCCAUCGGCAGCAAUUGGAAGAAGAGCAUCAGAAACUGGAGAAGGCCCUGGCAGAACUGGAGGAGGCUCGUCAGCAGAGGGACGAUGAAUGCAGACGCGACAAUACGCUUUUGCAAGAUCACAGCUUCCAGGCAGCUCUCACAAAGGAGGCACAGGAGAAGUACGAGCGUGAGCUCAUCCUGCACGCAGCAGACGUUGAAGCACUGUCAGCCACAAAAGCUCUGCUGGAAGAGACGCAGACCAAGGUGGCGGCGCUGCAGGAAGCAGCAAAUGCCGCGCAGGCGUUGCUCCAGGAGUCGUGCAGCUCUUGGAAGGAACGGGAGAAGCUUCUCCUCUCCGAGAAAGAGCUGCUGGCAAUGACGGAACAGGAACUUAGGAACCAGAACACAGCUUUGCAUGAACAGCUGGAAACUCUGAGUGCCCAACUGUCUGCAGUAAAGAGCCAAAGUUGGGAAGACAUAACGCCGGAGGAACACAAUAAGUCUACCGAACAGCUGAUGGAAGUUGUAAGGUAUCUUCGCAAAGAGAAGGAGAUGGUGCUGAAGCAGGCAGAGGCAUCCACCGCAGAAUCGUCCCGCCUGCGUGUACAGGUCGACCAUCAGGCGAAGGUUCUGCAGCAGAUGGAGCAAGAUCUCAAGGAAGAGAGAGAAAAAGCUGUGGCAAAGGCAACCAGCGAUGCUCAACACACGGAACUGCUGCGCAAAGUUGAGAUGGUCAACAUUUUGUCGGAGAGCAACCGCGUCCUCCGCGAUGAAAAGGAGAAGCUUGGUGGACAGAAGAAGCAACUCGAGGAGAAGGUGGCUCAGUUGGAGAAAGCCGAAGCACCGCUCCGCGAUGAGUUACGCUCGUUGAAGUCUCAGCUGGAGGCUGUGCAGGGCGACAACAGCCUGUUGAAGAACGAGCUUCAACGUUGGCAGGCACGAACGAGCCAGCUUCUCGAGCAGUCAGCACGUAUGGACCCUGAAGAUUUUAAGCGUGUGGCGCAAGAGAACACGAGCCUGAAACAGCAGGUGCAGGCCUUGAACGAUGAACUGCAGGCAUCAAAGAGCCAGAUACAGAAAGCGGAAGAGGAAAGUGCAGAGCUGAGGAACCGUCUCAACUCCGCAGUGGAGGAUGCAAAGAAGCUUCGGGGCGAGUUUGCUGCCAUUCCGCAGCUGCGGAAAGAGCUGUUGGCUGCCCGCUCUGAAGCAGAAAGGCAAAAACAAGAAUUGAUGAAGUUGUCUACAGAGAUCGAAAAGUUGAAAGAGGACAAGGAAGAGAAGCUAAAGACCAUCAUUCAGGUGAAAAAGAUCGCCCGGAAGUACCGCAGUCAGUACGAAGAAACAAAGUCUGAAAAGGACGCUCUCGACGCACGCUUGACGGAGCUGCAGUCAAAGCAGGACACUGCAGAUGAGGCGUCCACUCAUGCCAAGUCGGAGUCGGAGUCGAAAAUGCUGGAGCUGGAACAGAAAUCCGUGGAACUCACUGAAAGCUACGAGAAGGCGAAGGCGGACUUAGCCCUCGUGACUCAGGAAAAAGAGCAGGUGACAAGUGCAGCCGCGGAGAGCCAGGAGAAAGCGCGGAAGUUGUUGACGCAAGCGAGAAAGCGGAUCGCCGACUUAAUGGCUAAGGCUGAUGCACUCACAAAGUCGAACCAAGAGCUGAAGGGUCAAGUGCAGAAAGCGCAGGGCCAGCUGCAGGCAUUGGAACAGGCAAAAGAUGAAGUGGCACUGAGGGAGAACACGAUCAAGUCUCAAUUUGAAGGCCGACUGCAGCGCCAGGAAAGGGAACUGCGAGACUCCAAAGAAGCCCUGGAAGUGGCGCACCGCCAAGUGGAGGAAUUGUCGCAGAAGCUUGCUCAGCAUCAACAUCAACACCAGAAGCCACCAAAGCCCACCAUGGUUGCCGCACCAGUCGAGCGUUCGAGCGGUAACGCGGCGGAACCGGUAACGGCCAAUGUGCGUCCUCUCACACCUCCCGUGGCCCCUGUGGCAGCAGCUCCAAGUGCCCUGCGACAAGCUUCGGGUCCCUCGGCGGCUCGCCUCACUCCGACAGCCAGUAUCCGACCCAUGGCACAGACUAGACUGGUUGCGGUGGUUCCCACGUCUGUCCCUGCGUCAAUUGCAGGAGAAAGCUCAGCUACUCCUGUGCCAGUUGCUUCAGUGCAGCCGGACAUCCAGGCAGCCCCAAAUACGGUGAUCGUUACUCCUUCCAGCGUGCAGGAAGCCACUGUUCCUGUUGCUGUGGAAACGGCAACUGCAUCAGACGUCAUGAGACCAGACGCAGAAGAGGAAGUGGUAGCUGCCCCAGUGGAACAUGUUGUUGCGGUUACGGACGAAUCGACGUCUGCUGCUGUUUCGACAGAAAGCACGAUGAGUCUCCUUGAAGAAGCAAAGCAUUCCACUGAGCGUGCGCCGUCACCAACGCUGAAACGUUCGCGCGAAGAGACUGCUGAAGAUGCAAGCACGAGCGAGGUUGUGCGAGAAACAGCGGAAGAGGAACGCCUUGCCAAGAAGAUGAAGCUUCAGCAGAAAGAGGCUGAGCUCUUGGAAGAAGAGCGAGUGAUUGCCGCGGAUGAAGGCGAAGAGGAAGCAAAGGAUCAAGCGCCAGAAGUACCAUCUGGAGCUUCUGAAGCAGAAGGUCAUCUGCAAGGGCUAACAUCACCUGCCGAUGUCAUUGUGGUUGAAAGCGACGAAGAGGCCAUUGAAGAAGAGCAGGAGAAAGGGAUUGAAGGGGGAGACUUUGAAAGAGAGGAAUCUGGUAUGGAGGACGAAGGAUCCGCUUGUGACGAUGAAGAAAUGAAUGUUGGUUACAAUGCAGGCGGAGUAGGGGAAGGUGAAGAAGAAAUGCCUGUGGAAGAGAUCCCAGAGCACGACAUUGCGGAUGAAGAAGGCAUCGACGAGGAGUGCGUCAUCGCCGAAGGGGACAUGGAAGACCAGGUGGACAACGAGGUGGAGAUUAUCGACGUGGUCGAGGAGAGUGUGGACGACAGGGAAAUGGACGAACCAAUUGACCCGACAACGAGCCAUGGAGACACACAGGACGAAGGAUCUGUUCCGCAGCCUUGUCCACAAAUCUCUAUUCAGAGGGCAUCUCCUACACCAUCCCAGACGUCUCCAAGUCCCCUGCAGAGGCCCUCGCUGCUUACCAGGUCCCGCAGUGAACGUCUGCCCUCGAGCCAGAGUGCAGCAGGCUUCGAAGAAGGCGACGACAGCAUCGUACCCAGUACCCCGACGCUUUUUGUGCCUCGUAGGUCAGAUGGCUUUGCAGAGGCUGUCAGUUCACCUCAUGUUCCACAUGGUGGAUUCGUCUUUGGAAGUGCACAGGAAAGUUCAGCAUCCCAGGAAGCUCCUGGAAUUUCUCAGCUUGCUUCUCAGGGAGCUGUGGGCGUGGAUGACACUCGAAUGGACCUGUCCCACUUUGAGGAAGGGGGAGGCCAGAGUGUGCCUUCAACGCCGCUGCAGAUUUCACCACCGGAGUCACGUGAUGCCUCCCUCUUCCAAUCAGACGCGGCUUCAGCCGACCUGGACCAACCCAGAAGCUCCUCCGGCAAUGCCAGUGGCCAGCCGACAUCUCUCAACGAACAAAGCGUCCCGGGUCCAAUCAUAACGGAGACGACUGAUGAGACAGAUGAUGGGUUAGCAACAGUUGUACCACUAGUGGAAGAACCAGCCAGUGAAAGCAGUGAAGUUCAAGAAGAAGCGGACAGUCAGCCGGCCAAACCAUCUACAUCAUCAGAUGCAUCCGCAUUGCCAGCUUUGGAUGUUAUCGAAGAAAAACCUGAAGAAAUCGACGAUGGAAUAUCAACGUCAGUGGACCAGCAGACACCUGGCAAUGAACAACAGUCAACCGAGCAGCCACAGUCACAGCGGCGCCGCAUCGUCUGGGACGCACCGUCCGAGAUGCCCGCGGCCUCGCCACCGGCCAUUGCCACGCCCACUCCGGCCGCUCCCGUGGCAUCCACCACCAGGGUUGCCCACUUUUCCUCUCCCACCAGAGAAGCCGGAGCGCCGCAAACGGCGACACGAGGCCAACGCGGCCGACGCGUCAGGCUUCGGGGAGCUUCGACCAGAGGGGCCGCAGCCUCCCAGCCGGCGUCCACGUGGACGGCACCGGGCUGGCGAGGAGGGAGGGGGACGAGGCCACCACGUGGGGGGCGAGGGGGAUACAUUCAGUGAUUUUUUUUUUUAAUCUUUCGUUUGUUGCGAAGGACAAGUUCACAGUGUGAGCAGUACAGCUGCCGGCGUGUUAGAAACUUGGAUUUUAGUGUGUCGUUAAAGUUUUAGGCAAAACAUUGUUCAGUGUAGUAAAGGUUGCUCCCCCGUGGCUUUGCCCUAUAAUCGAGUUUCUAUCCAUUUUCAAAAGCGUUUUAAAGGCAUUACGUUGGUUACUUUGGACGGGUGUAAUAGACGGUUAUACGCAUCAAUGUCUGUGAUGCUCGAAAGCAGAAACCGGAACUGCCGGCGAAGCUGCCUCUUGCCGAUGCCACGGAAACAAUCCUGCUUCAGCCAAUCAUCUGUUGCGAUUUGCUGAAGUAGGUGAGCGCACGGGAGGACUUCCUGGAAUGUCAUCGUCGUUCGAUGGUCAUUAAAAAAAUUGCUUUUACCCGUUA